CGCAUUGCCGCCACAGACGCCACCGCCCCCGGCCAUGCGAAAAGCCACCAUCUUUCUCAUGGCGCUCGCCCUCUCCCUCGCCACGGCCGCUGCCCUGCCGGUGCCGGCGGCCAUGCCGCCCGCCAGGAGAAGCCGCUUCCUGGCGAACGUCAAAUUCCCGCCGCCGACGUCGUACUACGACUGCAUCAAGAAGCCGCCGUCUAUCUGCCUCGAGCCCGGCAGCCCGGGCGCGACGUGCUGCAAGGGCAUGUGCAUCGACACCGAGUACAACACCCAUCACUGCGGAAACUGCAACAGGUCGUGCAAGUACGGGGAGACCUGCUGCGCCGGCAAAUGCGUCAACCUCCUCACGGACAAGAAGAACUGCGGCGAGUGCGGCAACCAGUGCAGCAGCCAUGACUGCACGUUCGGCUUCUGCAACUACGCGGGGUGAUGCGCGCGCGCGCGGCCGGGGUUCGGCGGUGCAAACCAGCCGAGACAAUACACAUGCAUCAUAUCUCUUCAUCUAUCGAGAAAUAAAAAUGACAGUACGUAUAUUUUCUAUUGUUGAGCUAGCUCCUGGAUAUACGUAUAUACAGAAAAAAGGGGACAAACUUAUACCAAGGAUUUACGUACAUGUGUUCGUAUCAUGAUUUAUAUAUGUGUUUAAUUAAUUGUUGGGGAACAUCAUAUCAUAUAUAUGCGAGUGUGGUCGUCACGGUAUAUUGUGUUGUAAUGUGUUAUGUAUGUUUUUUUGGGUGUACGUACGUACCUAGCUCGAUAAU
This is a messenger RNA of Phragmites australis (common reed), 764 nucleotides long. RefSeq names its product stigma-specific STIG1-like protein 3. The transcript has a single exon. Lineage: Eukaryota; Viridiplantae; Streptophyta; Magnoliopsida; Poales; Poaceae. The record is from RefSeq and is a predicted model, not a curated record. The coding region runs from base 35 to 433 and encodes 132 amino acids.